Messenger RNA from Raphanus sativus (radish), 1690 nucleotides. RefSeq names its product growth-regulating factor 9. Gene Ontology annotation, molecular function: ATP binding. Lineage: Eukaryota; Viridiplantae; Streptophyta; Magnoliopsida; Brassicales; Brassicaceae. The coding region runs from base 261 to 1556 and encodes 431 amino acids. The record is from RefSeq and is a predicted model, not a curated record. Gene Ontology annotation, cellular component: nucleus. Gene Ontology annotation, biological process: developmental process; regulation of DNA-templated transcription; DNA-templated transcription. The transcript is spliced from 4 exons.
CGCUGACACAUUUGUCAGAAACCUGACAAAUGCCUUUAACUCUCUUCACACUCACCUCUUCGUCUUUCCUCUGUUUUCUUCUACUCUCUCUCUUCCCUAUGCAUUAAAACAGUGAAGAACAGAGCAAGAGGUUUAGUCUCCUGUUUAAGCUUUUUUUCUUCUUGGGAGGUGGGUUUUGUUUCUUUAGGUCGCUAGUUUCAAAAGCUGUCUCCUUUUCUCGAAAAGAAAAAGAAAGAAACACAAUUUUCAUUGUUAAGAAGAUGCAGAGCCCUAAAACAGAGGAGGAGGAGGAGAGGGGGAGGAAGAAGUGGCCGUGUAUGAAAGCGGCUCAGUUACAAGAGUUUAGAAUGCAAGCUUUGGUUUAUAGAUACAUAGAAGCUGGUCUUCGAGUGCCUCAUCAUCUUGUGGUUCCUAUUUGGAAUAGUCUUGCUCUCUCUUCUUCUUCCACCUCAAGUUACCUUAUCCACUACAACCAUCACUCUUCUUCCCUGUUGAAUGAUAAGGUGGAUCCUGAACCCACAAGGUGCAGGAGAACAGAUGGGAAGAAAUGGCGGUGUAGCAACAAAGUCCUCCUGCUUCAGAAGUACUGUGAACGGCACAUGCAUAGAGGCCGUAAACGUUCAAGAAAGCUUGUGGAAUCUUCUCCUUCUUCUUAUGAUGUUGCUUCGUCAUCUGUUUCAACCAAACGUGACAAUACUGAUGGUUUGGCCAGUAGUAGUAAGAGUCAGAGUGAGACAAUGUCGGUUUCUAGUAACGCUCAGGUUGUCACCAUUGCUUCACUGCCUACUGCCAGAGUCUGUGAUAACGUCACUCGUCCAUCUCUAGUGAUCACCGAGUCCACAAACAGAAGAGCGAGUAAUCUCGAUAGGAGCAGAAGGGUCAUGGACAUGAGUUAUGAUGACUUCAUCAAACAAAGAGGUGCGACUACGUGUGUUAGAGGUUUUCCCGUUCAAGGUCCUGAGAGGUUACCUUCUGUUCAGAAGUUCUUUCCUGAGGCAUCUGAUACUUCCUCAGAAGCUGCAAGAUUCUCAAGCAACAGGAAGAACGAAAUAAUUGCAAGAAGCAGAGAAUGGAAGAAUAUGAAUGUUAAUGGUAGCUUGUUUCCUAACAUCCACUUUUCUCCAGACACUGUUCUUCAAGAUCGUGGUGGGUUUGGUUUACACAGAGUUGAAACAGAAAAUGAACCAGGAAGGUGCCGAAGAACAGAUGGGAAGAAAUGGAGAUGCAGCAAAGAUGUGCUGUCUGGUCAGAAGUAUUGCGAUAAGCACAUGCAUAGAGGUAGUGUUAAGAAGAAGCAUCCAGUGGAGACUACUCACACACAUGAGAAUGCUAGUUUUAUCCGCGUAACCGUGAGACCGGAUGAUAGAUCUGUGCCUUGCAAAGAUGAUGGAGAUGGACAGAAGCUCCCCGUUUCGGUUCUGGGAAGAGAGCAGCUGUCCCAAGUUUCAGAUGAGAAGAACACUAACAGUUGCAGCACCGACACCACAGUCACUGACAUAGCUUUAAGGUGUGAAGACAAUGAGGAGGUCUUGUCAUUGUGUUCUUCAGGUGUUUAAAAGCAUAGAAAAGUUGUUGAGGUUCUAAUAUUUCUGAUGUUUCUAGUUUCUAUCUAUGGAUCCUUCUUAAUAUGAUGUCUUAGAAGUAAGAAGAUGUCAAACACGAGAGAAUAUUAAGACACAAAUUUCAUUUA